Molecule: messenger RNA, 1165 nt
Organism: Jaculus jaculus (lesser Egyptian jerboa)
Lineage: Eukaryota; Metazoa; Chordata; Mammalia; Rodentia; Dipodidae
Gene: Cfap298
Product: cilia and flagella associated protein 298
Exons: 7
Coding region: 118-990 (290 amino acids)
Biological process (GO): regulation of cilium movement
Source: RefSeq, a predicted model, not a curated record
GCCCGAGGUUCCGCCUGUCGGCAGCGGUUAGCGGGUCGCCCCCCAGUUGGCCUCCAGGCCUCGUAUCACCGUCCCUUGCGGGCCCGACGCCGCGGCGGGGGGACCCUCGGGGACGCCAUGGUUCUCCUGCAUGUGAAGAGAGGCGACGAGAGCCAGUUCCUGCUGCAGACGCUCGGGAGCGCCGAGCUGGAGGAGCUCACGGUGCGGGUGACCCGGGUCUACAACGGGCGGCUCAAGGUGCAGCGGCUCUGCUCAGAAAUGGAAGAACUGGCGGAACAUGGCAUAUUUCUCCCUCCUAACAUGCAAGGACUGACCGAGGAGCAGAUCGAGGAGCUGAAGUUACGGGAUGAAUGGGGAGAAAAAUGCAUACCUAGUGGAGGCUCAGUUUUUAAAAAGGAUGAGAUUGGACGAAGGAAUGGCCACGCCCCGAAUGCAAAAAUGCAGCAGGUUUUAAAGAAGACUGUAGAAGAAGCCAAAGCAAUAAUCUCUCAGAAACAAGUGGAAGCCGGUAUCUGUGUUACUAUGGAGAUGGUGAAAGAUGCCCUGGACCAGCUUCGAGGUGCAGUGAUGAUUGUCUAUCCCAUGGGGUUGCCACCAUACGAUCCCAUCCGGAUGGAAUUUGAAAAUAAAGAAGAGCUAUCAGGAACUCAGGCAGGUCUCAGUGUCAUUCAAGAAUCAGAGGCACAGCUGUGGUGGGCAGCCAAGCAGCUGAGAAGAACCAAGAAGCUUGCAGACUAUGUGGGGAAAAAUGAAAAAACCAAAAUUAUUGUCAAGCUUCAGCAAAGGGGCCAGGGGCCGCCGGCGCGCGAGCCCAUCAUCAGCAACGAGGAGCACAAGCAGCUGAUGCUGUUCUACCACCGCCGGCAGGAGGAGCUCAAGAAACUGGAAGAGAAUGAUGACGACUCCUGUUUAAAUUCUCCGUGGGCAGACAACACUGCUUUGAAAAGACAUUUUCAUGGGGUAAAGGACAUCAAGUGGAGACCCAGGUGAAGCUGGUUGGCAAAGCCGCCAGACGGCAAAGUGAAGUCACACAAAGGACUCGCCACCUGCUAUCAAAGAUGCUGAAAUUUGUAUUUUCCUAGUUUUAGUCUUAAUUUUUCAAAAAAAAGUUAUUCGAGAUUUUAGAACUUACUAAAUAUGUUCACAAAAUAAAAUGUGUAAAUUA